GCAGAGGAAGAGGUUUUGCCUCCAGGCAAUCUUAUCCCAGGGCUAGCCAAAGUCAAAGAUAUCAGUCUUUGUCCAGGACAGUGUCCAAUGAUCUAGCUGAAGUAAAGCGAAUCAUUGAUAUGGCAGAGAAACCGUUUCUUAGCCUUCACGCUGUAGAAAGUACCAGUGAAACUGCAUGUGAAAAUCAAGAGUUUACCAAUGAAGUAGUGGAUAUCUGCGUUGAGAAUUCGCAGCCUAAUUUGAAUACUGAAGAAAAUGUUGAUGGGUCAAACAAUCACGAAUUAAUUAAAAUUGUAUGUUAUAACAACGAUCAAACGGUAUUGAAACAGGAUCAGAAUAGCGACGCCAUGCAAAUUGAAACGUUCGAUGAAAAUGUUGAGAAUCUCGAGCCAAGCAUUAAUGAAGACAUGAGUAUUUCUAAAAUGGAUGAAGACUUGGAACCUCCGGUUAUCAUUGUGAGCACGAUGGAAGAUUCGGGGGAUGAUUGUUCCGCAGAUG
Dendroctonus ponderosae (mountain pine beetle) is the source of this 498-nucleotide messenger RNA. RefSeq lists its product as uncharacterized. The record is from RefSeq and is a predicted model, not a curated record. NCBI's taxonomy places the organism in Eukaryota, Metazoa, Arthropoda, Insecta, Coleoptera, Curculionidae.